Messenger RNA from Drosophila santomea, 497 nucleotides. RefSeq lists its product as uncharacterized. The transcript has 4 exons. The record is from RefSeq and is a predicted model, not a curated record. NCBI's taxonomy places the organism in Eukaryota, Metazoa, Arthropoda, Insecta, Diptera, Drosophilidae. The coding region runs from base 34 to 414 and encodes 126 amino acids.
ACUACUAUUUAUAACCAAAAACGUAGGAAAACUAUGCCACAACGCUCAAUUGAGCGUUGGUUUUUCAUCGCAACUUUGGCGGCAUGGAACGUUAUAAGUGGUUGCGGGUUCUACGCCUACGUUCUGGAUAGUUAUGUAAAUUAUCCAACUGAUCACCAGAGAAGGAAGUUCAAAUAUCACACUUUUGCCGGAACUAUUGACAGAGAUAUAGUUAUUGGAACUACUAUCGUAAUGCUAUGCCAGAUAGUAGCAUCGAUUCUACUGUGCUUUGCAUUGAAUCAGAAAAAAAGAAUAUGUCUCAUUUACGGAAUUUUCAUGAGCAUGAUUUUUCCGUGUGCUUGUCUUCCGGUUUGGCCUUUAGCUGUCGCACAUGUCACCCUUGUUUUGAUAGUACUGAGUUAUUACUUUGAGUAAUUUGAAAAUUGUAAAAAUGGUAUUUUAAAAUUGUAAGUUUCCUGCAAACGAUUUAGUUUGGUCCCAAACCUAUUCAAUAAAUU